AUGGAACUAGAAGAAGAAUCACCGCAAAACAAAAUCGCUAUAGCUCCUACCACCGCCUCUGCCGCUAUGAAUUCCGAUGUUGAACCACCGCAGAACAAGGAGACAACGUUUUCGUCGCUUCCAGAGGAAAUCGUCGUAAGCUUCUUAGCCCGCAUAUCAAAAACACACUACCCGAAACUCUCCUUAGUCUCCAAGAGCUUCUGCUCUCUCAUCUCAUCCUUCGAGCUGGACUUUCCGCGAUGUCACUUGAAAAAACUAGAAAACUUUUUUUACGUCUGCUUACAGCUUCCCGAUCGUAGUCUUCCCUCAUGGUUCAGCCUCUGGAUAAAACCUGAUCAAACCCUAACCAAUGACAUCCUGGACAAGGAUAACAACAAGUCUUCUUCCGGAAACACCUUAUUGGUACGUGUUCCUUCUUCAUAUUCUCCUCUUGAACCACCAACGUGGAAAGGUACGGUUGGUUCGAAAACAUACUUAUUGGGUCAAUGCGAAGAAGAUUCUUCGAGUCCCCUUCUCACCUUGUGGGUUUGCAAUGAGGGAGUUGACUAUGAUACAUGGUGUGAUGCCCCUAGCAUGGCAGUGGCUAGAGAGAACGCGGUGGCGGGUUUCCUCGAUGGGAAAAUAUACGUAAUGGGUGGUUGCAAGUCAGAAGAAACCGCGAAUUGGGCUGAGGUUUUCGACACAAAGACUGAAACUUGGGAAGCUUUACCUGACCCUGGCGCUGAGCUCCGCUUCUCUUUACUUAAAACAAUGAGAAUGAUCGAGGGAAAGGUUUACGUUGAGAGAGGCAAGAAUAAGUACUAUGUUUAUGAUCCGAAAGAAGGUAGAUGGGAGGGUUCAGCAAAAGCACCAGUGGAUGAGAGAAGAAUGUGUGCCAUAGAUGUUUGUUGGUACCAUUAUGAUAGUCAUAGAAAAUGUUGCGUUUGGUAUGACGAAAAGCGUAAAGAGUGGAGGGUGGUCAAAGGUUUGGAGGCAUUUGAUAAGAAUUGUCGUGGUGGUGGUGUAAGAGUUAUUACGUUAGCUAACUACGGUGGGAAGCUCUUAACCUUAUGGGACGAGUUUGAGCAGACUGGUGGUCGAUGUCGAAACAAGAACAUUUGGUGUUCGGUGAUUAACCUUGAAAGACGUAAUGGCGAUGAUGAUGAUGAUGAUGAAGUUUGGGGAACUAUUGAGUAG
This is a messenger RNA of Microthlaspi erraticum, 1176 nucleotides long. The record is from the annotation of a GenBank genome assembly. Lineage: Eukaryota; Viridiplantae; Streptophyta; Magnoliopsida; Brassicales; Brassicaceae.